Messenger RNA from Anopheles funestus (African malaria mosquito), 1636 nucleotides. Its product is annotated as LETM1 domain-containing protein 1. Gene Ontology annotation, molecular function: ribosome binding. Gene Ontology annotation, cellular component: mitochondrial inner membrane. The transcript has 4 exons. The coding region runs from base 135 to 1280 and encodes 381 amino acids. NCBI's taxonomy places the organism in Eukaryota, Metazoa, Arthropoda, Insecta, Diptera, Culicidae. Gene Ontology annotation, biological process: intracellular monoatomic cation homeostasis. The record is from RefSeq and is a predicted model, not a curated record.
CACUGUAGCUGUCAAUGCGAUAAACAUUCGCCGGUGUGCAGUGUGUUGUCGUUCGCGAACGGGAAGAAAAAUGAUGUAAUAUAGACAAAAAUCGUGCGUUUCAGUCCCAAUUUCGUUUCCAUCUGCCCGAAACCAUGUCGCUGACAUUGUUGCGAACGCUGUGCCGUCAACAGCAGCACGUGUUGCAACAGCGGCAACCCGUUACGUUCGUCGGAACCAGCCCGAUUCGUUGUGCGGUACGAUUUCAGAGCACCACCGGUGGAGAUAGCCCGAAACAACAGGACAGUAACGACAAACAGUCCACCAAAGAGCGGCUGGCGGUCAAAUACAGUCGCGAAAAUGUGAAGCGCAACGUGCAGGGAUAUGUCUUUUCACGGUUUUUCGACUACGUGAAAAACUACGAUAAGGUGAUUGAGAAGAAAUUUCCAUCGGCGGUACACGUCUAUCGGGUGUUUCUGGUAGGCGUGCGAGAUUUCUUCAACGACAUGAAGAAGCUAGUCAAAAUCACGAAAAUCGUCUACUCGCACACUAAUGACCUGCGGUGCCUGACGCGAAAGGAGAUCGAGCUGUACUAUCAGAUGCCACGAGACAUGAAGAAGGUGGCGCCGGUUUUGCUCAUAUCGGCGUUACCGUUUGCGAAUUAUGUGAUAUUUCCUCUAGCCUAUAUGUACCCUCGAACAUUACUGACGUCUCAUUUCUGGUCAGUGCAGCAGAAGGUAGAUUUUGCUCAGAUAGAUCUACGCAAUCGGCUUCUGUACAAUCGGCGCGUCUUUCGCUGUAUGCAAUCGAAGCUGGACGCGCUGAAAAAGUCACACGAUCCGGCGUACGAGAAGUUUAGCUAUAUUUUGGGUUUGUUGGGCAGUGGUCUACAUCCCACGUCUGAAGAAAUAUUGGACGUAAGGGAGGUAUUCCAACGACCACCAUUUCAUCUGAAUAGUUUAUCAUCAUCACACUUGAAAUAUCUUUGCCGAUUACACGACAUUCACGCUGGUCUGCUGAGGCGGUUUCGAUUAAGCGAACGUGCUUACGUUGUACACCAUAUGGAUAUGGCUAUAAAGCGAGAGGGAGGCGUCCACAACAUGCCAAUCGAAUCGCUAAAGCAUGCCUGCUACAUCCGGGGCCUGAAUGCGAACAAUCUGAGCGCGGAAAGCAUGAUCGACUGGUUGCAGGAAUGGGUGAAAGUUUCGCUGGUUGUGGACGAGGAUUGCAUCAGUAUGCUGCUCCAUCUUCCCAUUUUGCUAACGUAUAAUCACACGAACAACUGGAUUCUGAUACACUGAUAUUGGUGCCAAGUGACGGCGUGCCUGCAAAUGGUAGCUUAUUCGUUUUACGUUCUUUAUCAUGAAUCGAAGUAAAAGAACAAUCAAAAAGCAAAAGAAAAACAAAACGUAUCAGUAAAAGACAAUUGUAUGUCCACUAUUUCGCUAGCUACAGAAACACCGCUCGUUGAACGGAGAAAAAAAAAUCCGCAGGAAAGUGUAAGUUUUGAAAGCGCUCGAAAAAUGAAAGUUUCCAGCUUUCGUUUUUAGUAUAGAAACGUCCACAUUCAGUACAGAGUAGAGAGUGACACAAAUUCUAUCGAAACAACCCAAUUGUUACAUUGUUGUCCUUUUUUUUAUUUAAAGUUAUUAUACCU